Molecule: messenger RNA, 1938 nt
Organism: Cucurbita moschata (crookneck pumpkin)
Lineage: Eukaryota; Viridiplantae; Streptophyta; Magnoliopsida; Cucurbitales; Cucurbitaceae
Product: heavy metal-associated isoprenylated plant protein 34-like
Exons: 3
Coding region: 212-1735 (507 amino acids)
Molecular function (GO): metal ion binding
Source: RefSeq, a predicted model, not a curated record
AAUAGCAGAGAGAAAGCCCUGAAAGAAGGACAUAAAAAGCUCAAUAGGGCACACACCCAUUACUCACCUCCCCUGCUUCUUCUUCUUCUUCUUCCUCUUCAACUUUCUCUCUCUUCAACUUUCUCUCUCUACUGUGUUAAUCUUCAUCCACAAUCAGACCAUAAACCAAAAACCCUCCAAACCCCACUUUCAAUUUCGUCGCCCUCACACAAUGAGCAAACAGGAUUUCAUGAACAUUCAGGCUUGUGCUCUUCGCGUUAACAUUCACUGCGAUGGAUGCAAGCAAAAGGUCAAGAAAAUCCUCCAGAAAAUCGAUGGUGUUUAUACUGUGAAGAUCGAUGCAGAACAAGGGAAAGUGACAGUGACGGGAAAUAUAGAUCCAGGGAAACUGAUAAAGAAGCUUGAGAAAUCUGGGAAACAUGCUGAGUUAUGGGGAGCUCAGAUUAGUUCAAAUAACAUGAACAAUUUCAAUAAUCUGUUUCAGAAUGUGAAAGGAGGCAAAGACAACAAUAUGGAUAAUCAUAAGUUGCUGAUGGAGAAGGCUUUUCUUCAACAACAGCAACAAAUGAAGGGCUCCAACAAUGGUAUGAACAAAGGAGGAGGUAAUAAUAAUCAUAAUAAUAAUAUGCAUAGUGUUGUGGUUCCUGGUAAAGAUAAGAAAUCUGUUAAGUUCAAUUUGCCUGAGGAAGAUUCUGAGUUUAGUGAUGAGUUUGAUGAUGAAUUUGAUGAUGAAUUUGAUGAUGAAUUUGACGAUGAACAUGAUGAGUUUAGCCAUGAACAUGGACAUGGGUUACCUAAUAAUAUGAUGCCUAUGAUGGGUAGCAAAGGAGGAGGGUCUUUUGGGGCUAAUGGGAUGAUUGAUAUCAAUUCCAUGAAUGGUGGUAAGAAAGGUGGGGUUGGUGGAGGUGCUGUCAAGAAGGGUGAAGCUAUUGACUUCCCUGUCAUGAUGAAGGGCAAGGGAGGAGGGAAGAAAGACGGUGGCCAUGGCGAUGGCGAUGGGGGCGGCGGCGGUGGCGGUGGCGGCGGCGGCGGGGGGACGAAGAGUAAGAGCAAAGGAGGGGGGUUUCUAGGACUAGGCAAGAAGGGGCUGUUUGGAUUUGGAGGUAAAAAUGAUAGCAAGAAGAACAAAGGAAGCAGCAAAGCAGCUGAUGGAGGUAAACAUAAUGGCAAUGGAGGCAAGAAAGGAGGCAAAGCUGAUGCCCUCCAUGAGUUUGACAAGCUAGAUAUUAACUUCCAUGACAUUGAUAUCACCAAACCCAGCAAAGGAGGCAAAGGGGGUAGCGGUGGGAAUGGUAAGAACAUGGCUCAAACCCAUAUGGGUCAUGCCACCAAUGGAAACAAAAGCCAGAUGGGUCAGCCAAUGGGUCCUGCUGGUGCCAAUAGGGCUCCACCAAUGGGAAACUAUGCAAUGAAUCAAAUGGGUAACAUUCCAGCCGUUCGAGGUCUACCCGCUCAUCCCGCUCAACCAAUGAUGAGCGGAGGGGGAGGCGGAUACUACCAAGGAAUGGGCCAAGGGAACCCGUAUGCCCAACAACAACAACAACAAUACAUGGCUAUGAUGAUGAUGAACCAACAAAGGGGAGUUGGGAACGAUAUGUUCCAACCCAUGAUGUAUUCACGACCGAACCCGGCCAUGAACUAUGCUCCACCGCCCCCGAUGCUUCCUCCGGUUGCAACCGAUCAGUACACGCACUUCUUCAGCGACGAGAAUACAGAUAGUUGCAGUGUUAUGUAAAUUUUGGCCCUAAAACAUCCUUUUGCUUGGGUUAUUUUAUAGGAUUAGUGUUUAGUUGAAUGUAGAAAUGGGUGUUGUGUUACUUUGAUUCAAUCAAAAACCCACUUAGUAUUUUACUGUUUUCUUGUCAUUAUAAUGAGUUUCAAGUUGCAGAGAUAAUAAAAACCAGACCCCUUAGGGCUCCACAGUACCUUAUCAUGUCA